AUGGAAUCUAGUGAGUCAGUUGAUGGAGCCGAUGUCGUUAUUCCAAUGUCUUCGGAUAAACAGGUCUCUGAUAGGUAUGCUAACACUUUGUAUGGAUAUUUUUUGGGUAAACGUCUGGCUUUCCCAGUGGUGGAUUAUUUUGCAAAGAACAACUGGGUUAAAUAUGGUCUCUCUAGACUAAUGAUGAAUGCGAACGGGUUCUUUUUCUUUAAAUUCAGAACAAAGGAAGGGAUGGAUAAAAUGGUAGAGGAUGGACCUUGGAUGAUUAGAAAUGUCCCGAUAAUUUUAAAGGAGUGGUCGGCCUCUGUCAAGUUGGUAAAGGAAGAUAUUAAAGCUAUCCCAGUUUGGGUCAAGAUGCAUGAUGUGCCGUUAGCAGCAUAUACUGAGGACGGUCUUAGUUUGCUCGCGUCUAAGAUAGGGGUGCCUAAGAUGUUAGAUUCGUAUACUACUACAAUGUGUGCUGAAUCGUGGGGAAGAAGCAGUUAUGCUAGAGCUCUCAUUGAAAUUCAAGCCGGGGCUGAGUUAAAGAGGAGUAUUACUGUUGCUAUCCCAUCUUUAGAUUGUAAUGGUCAUUCAAAGGUGGAGGUAAAAAUCGAAUAUGAUUGGGAGCCUUUAAGGUGUUCAUCUUGUUGCGUGUUUGGUCAUGAAGAUAGCUCGUGCCCAAAGAACCAUCAAGUUGUUUCGAGUGGGGAUUCUGGGAAGAAAAUUGAUGAUUUUCAGGUUGUGGGUGCCAAGAAGAAGAAAGCUACUAACCAAGGUCUCCAUAUGAAAAAUCAGAAACCUAAGGUAGUGUAUAGGCCUGUUGUAAACCCUAAACCAAAUUUGUCCUUAAGGAAGCCGAUGAACAAUCAGGUAUCAACGUCUAACCCAUUUGAUACCCUAAAGGACGAUGAUGGUGGUCAGGGAUGUAGUACGGUGGGUCGUAUAGAGAAGAAGGCCAAGCAGUCUAAUGACAAGCAGGAUUCAGAUGAGGAGGAGGUCGAGGAAGUCUACAAUGAAACUAAUGAAUUUAUGACUUCGGGAACACAUCCUUCAUCUUCUGGAGCUCGGGCAAGCAACUCCUCCACAAAGGGUUCCAAUGGCUAG
Molecule: messenger RNA, 1086 nt
Organism: Helianthus annuus (common sunflower)
Lineage: Eukaryota; Viridiplantae; Streptophyta; Magnoliopsida; Asterales; Asteraceae
Exons: 1
Coding region: 1-1086 (361 amino acids)
Source: RefSeq, a predicted model, not a curated record